This is a messenger RNA of Ostrinia nubilalis (European corn borer), 5275 nucleotides long. RefSeq lists its product as uncharacterized. The record is from RefSeq and is a predicted model, not a curated record. The coding region runs from base 518 to 4738 and encodes 1406 amino acids. Gene Ontology annotation, biological process: DNA integration. Gene Ontology annotation, molecular function: nucleic acid binding. The transcript is spliced from 2 exons. Lineage: Eukaryota; Metazoa; Arthropoda; Insecta; Lepidoptera; Crambidae.
ACAUCCGUAGAUGUAAACACGGCUUAAUUUCAUACUGAAUGUGUCUAAUGUGUCUAUGCCUUAUUUUUAUGGUUAAUGUUGGCAACACUAAAUUUUAUAUCUCUCUUCCUCAUCACACUCUCACCAACUCGUACUGGUUUUUGUAAAUAUUGUGUUUUUAUAAAUAAAAGUCAAGAUUAAAGUACAAAAUCUUAUUAUUUGUAUGUUCCACGAACAUAAAUGGUGCCGAAACUCUAUAAACAAGCUUCGACAAUAAACUUCGAGCAACGAAACCACACCUUCGCCGGCCGGCAAGAAAAGUAAGCUGAUUUCACUGCAUAUUGCUGAACAUACACUUGCACAAGAAUAAAUAAAUCGAAGGCCAAUCAAUACACUAUUGUGCCAUAUUGAUUUGCAAGUCGCAGUAGCCAAAAGUGAACAAUUUUAUUCAACUUUGCAAGAAAAUAACCGGCCGCCAUUUUGGUUCCCUUUACUUUGCAUCGAGAAAAAAUAUCACCACGCCCUGCCAUUUUUCGCCAUGACCAUGGAUAGCGAUUCGGCUGAAAAGGAAGUGGACAAGAACGCAAGGAAAGGUAUCAUAAGAAAAAUCGCACAGUGUAAAGCGUCGUUGACAAAGGCAGAAAAUUUUAUCCGCACAUUGGAAUCGCCAAUCAACAAGGACGUAGUAUCUGCGCGGCUACAACAACUGCAGGAGGUGCUGCCAAGGCAUGAGCAGCUACUGAUCGAAUUAAGUACUUUGGACGACACCCUUGAUGAAGACUAUUUCGGAAACGACGCGUUCGAGGACCGGUAUUUGGCGAUCGUGGCGAGCCUUCGAGGCCUACUGGCGCCGCAGCCGCCGUCGCCGGCUCCAGCAUCGGGCGCGCAGCAGUCUACAGACGCGUGCGCUACCAGCGUGAGGCUGCCAGAAAUAGACAUUCCUGUGUUUGACGGCAAGGACUACACAAAAUACCACUCGUUCAUCGAACUCUUUAGUGCAGUGAUAGAUAAUAAUUCUAAAUUAGCCGCAAUUCAAAAGCUUUUCUAUCUUAGAAAAUACUUAAAAGGUGAGCCAUUGUCAUUAAUCGAAGGAUUACCCGUCACCGGGGACUCGUAUGGAAAAGCUCUUGAAUUGUUGAGAAAUAGAUAUGACAAUAAGUUUCUAAUUAUCACUAACCAUGUACAAGAGCUGCUAGACUUCAAUCCACUAGUAAAGGGAGCGGCUACCAAUUUAAGAGAGUUAGUGUCACAUGCUCGCCAGCACUUAGGUGCACUGAAAACAUUAGGACAACCGACCGACAGCUGGGACAUGAUAGUUUUACCCAUUUUGUUGCGAAAGGUCGACCAGUUUACUUGCAGAGCCUAUCAUUCGGAGCGUGACACCACAAAGCUGCCCCUACUGGAUGACUUCUUCGCUUUUGUGGAGCGGAGAGCUAGCAGCUUCGAGGAGAGCCAAAGAAGUGAAGGUAAGAGCAACAAUAAUAAUAACACUUACAAAACUAAAGUGUCAAACUAUGCAAGCAAAACUGCCACACAGUCGUGGUCUUGCAAAUAUUGUAGUGAGCAAACACAUAGAUUAUUCAAAUGUGACAAAUUUCUAGCCAUCUCACCAGAGGAAAGGCUCAAUUUCAUUUCACAAAAUAAUUUAUGCAAAAUAUGUUUCAAUUCUCACACAAAUAAAUGUAAAUUUCACUUCAAAUGUGAACAGUGCAAGGACAAAUCGCAUAAUACUCUCUUGCACUGCAAUGAAAAAGUAUCAAUGCACAGUAAUUCUAAUGUUAGCACAAUAUUGCUGCCCACCAUCAAGGCCAAAGUGCUCUGCCGGGAUGGCAAAUCACACAAAGUAGUCCGGGGACUAGUUGACAGUGGCAGCCAAGUGUCAUUUAUGACAGCUGACUUAGCAAAAGCAUUGCAAUUACCGCUAAUUGAUAGCAAUUUAAAUAUCACAGCCUUGGGGAAACAAAACAAAACAACCUCAAAAGCUGUCAAUGCUGAAUUUGUGUCACUUCAAAAUAAUUAUAAGUGCCAAGUUAAUUGUUCCAUAGUGGACCAAAUUACAACCAAGCUGCCACAGCAACAAACAGUCACCUAUGGACUCAAGAGCUCAAGCUACCUGGCCACCAGAUGUCUCCAGGAGUUAGCAGACCGGUUUGGGAGCAAUAUGCCGCUUGCUGCUGAGGUCAUCCGGACAGCCAUGUACGUUGACGAUGCUCUUUUUGGAGCACAGACCAUCGAUGAAGCUCUUGAGGUAAGAGAUCAAUUUAUAGACCUGCUAGGACGUGCCAAUCUGCAGCUGCAUAAAUGGGCUGCAAAUGAUGACCAAUUACUGGCUGGCAUACCAGCUGACAAGCAGCAUUUCGAAGAGCAUGAGCUCGGUAAUGAGGACCUCUCAAUGAAAGCUUUAGGGGUCUCAUUCAAUGUUAGAGAUGAUGUUUUUAAAGUGUCAUGUCCUAUAAAGCGGGUGCAGUCCUGGAAUAAAAGGUCCAUUUUGAGUGUCAUAGGCUCUUUCUUUGACCCCUUAGGGCUCGCUGGGCCAAUAAUAGUUCGAGCAAAGGAAUUUCUACAAAAAGUGUGGAAGGAGAAUCUCGAGUGGGACUCGCCCAUACCAAUGUCAUUGCUUAAGGCCUGGUUAACAUUCUAUGAACAGCUAGAACAAGUGCCUACAAUUUCUGUACAAAGAAACAUAAAUAUAAAUAAUGCGCAGGUAAUACAAUUGCUAGGAUAUUGUGACGCUUCUAGCGUCGCCUACGGCUGCUGCAUAUAUAUAAGGGUUAUUCAAGGCAGCAAAGUAACCACAACACUUUUGUGUUCAAAGUCUAGAAUUGCUCCAGUAAAAAACGCCUUGACUAUACCUAAGCUAGAGUUAAAUGGUGCAGUGUUGCUAGCCAAACUGUAUUGCAAAGUCAAAGCAAUCUAUGCUAAAAUUAACUUCAAUGCUGUACAUUUAUUUUCUGACUCCCAAGUUGUUCUGUGUUGGUUGAAGUCUAGCAGAAAUAAUAUACCGGCUUAUGUCAAAAACAGAAUAAAUUUAAUAAAUUCAAGUACUACAGAAUGUAAAUGGUUUCACAUAGAUGGAGCUUCCAAUCCAGCUGAUUGCUUGUCUCGAGGCUGCAAUCCCCAAGACCUGCCAUCGAACACCUUAUGGUGGCAUGGGCCUCCUCAACUUGACUCACUGGAGUAUGAGCCUUCACCAUCAUUGGCUUCAUGCAACCACUUGCUUUGCGAGAGGGGACCUGCCGAGAGCGAGCAAGCAGCUUGUUUGGUUGUGACACAAGAACCACAAUUGUUUGAAAAAUAUUCUUCAUGGUUCACUAUGCAAAGAAUUGUAGCUUGGAUAUUAAGGUUUAAAUUCAAUUGUUUAAAUAAACAUAAUAAAAUUAAAGGAAAUUUGACUGUAAAAGAAUUGUUAAAUGCUCAAUACAGAAUAAUUUCUAUAACGCAAGGCUUGUAUUUUCCUUCGGAAAUAUCAAAAAUAAAAAAUAAUUUGCCAAUAAAAUCUAAUUUAAAAUCCUUGGCUCCAUUCAUAGAUGGAAAUGGCAUAUUGAGGGUUGGUGGCCGGUUGCAAAACGCCCCAGUGCCAUACACGCAAAAGCAUCCGAUUAUUUUGCCCAAUAAGUGUCAUGUCACGAAUUCAAUUAUUCGAAAUGAACACUGUGUAUUAAUGCAUGCUGGUAUCACCCUCGUAUUAAGUAGUCUGAAACUUAAGUAUUGGAUCAUUAGCGCCGGUCGCGAAGUAAAGAAAAUUAUUAACAAGUGCUUAAAAUGUUACAGGUUUAAGGCUCAAGUAGCCAGCCAGUUUAUGGGAUCCCUGCCCUCCGAUCGCGUCACCGAGAGCCACCCGUUCGACAAGGUUGGAAUCGACUUCUGUGGUCCGUUUCAAGUAAAACAAUCGGGCAUGCGGAGGGCCGUUGUCACCAAAGGCUACACACUGGUAAUUGUUUGCUUCGCCACUAAGGCUGUCCACCUUGAGCUAGUUUCAGACAUGACAACUCAAACAUUCUUAGCAGCCUUAAAAAGAUUCAUUGGCAGACGCGGUAUUCCCGCCAUUAUUAAUUGCGAUAAUGCACAAACGUUUAAAGGAGCCGACAACGUGCUCCACGACUUGUAUAAAUUAGUCAAUUCCAAAAAGCAUCAAUCUCAAGUGAGUGUGGCUGCUGUAGAGAAAGGAAUAACCUUUCGCUACAUCCCCUCCUACUCCCCCAACCACGGAGGCCUCUGGGAGGCCGCCGUUAAGAGUUUUAAGUUCCAUUUCAAAAGAGUGGUGGGGGAGAAUAAAUUCACGUACGAAGAAUUGACCACUAUUUUAUCCGAAAUAGAGGGUAUCCUGAAUUCCAGGCCCCUCACGCCGCUUUCAAGCGACCCUGCAGACCUAACAGCCCUAACCCCAGGACACUUCCUGACUGGUCGUCCACUCAUAUGUAUCCCUGAGCCGGAUCUAACCGAUAUCCCUCUAAAUAGACUAAGAUUCUGGAGGCGCUGUACUCAGGUCAAGCAACAUUUUUGGAAAGCCUGGUACAGCCAAUAUUUAUCGCAGCUAAAUGUUAGAAACAAGUGGAGCAAACAGUUACCAGAUGUGGAAGAAGGCAGUUUAGUUUUACUAAAAGGAGACAACGUUCCCCCGCUGCAGUGGCCCAUGGCGCGAGUGACGCGGGUGUUUCGGGGAAGCGAUGGGAGGGUAAGGGUCGCGGAGCUCAAAACCGCUACUGGUCUAACCCGUAGGUCUAUUAAUAAAAUGUGUAUCCUUCCCAUAGAUUAUUAAGUAACAAGCCAUUUUAAAACUGUUAAAUAAUUUUUAACCAUAGGUUUUUAAGCAAAUGUUAACUUGUAGUUAUGACAUGCGAAUUUUAUUAAAUAUUUAUGGCAAUUUUGAGUCUGUAAACUGUGAUAACUAAGUAGUAAUAUGUAUAGGGUGUUACUUAAACUUAAGAAUAAAGAUUUAAUUAAGAUAUAACUUCAAUUGUAUCAUGCAAGUCAUUACUAAUGUAACUUCAUGACUAUUACUGUAACUGCAUAACUAUUAACGUAACUGCAUAACUAUUAAUGUAACUGCAUAGCUAUUUUUGUAACCUUUUGCCCGGGAGAAUGUCCACAUCCGUAGAUGUAAACACGGCUUAAUUUCAUACUGAAUGUGUCUAAUGUGUCUAUGCCUUAUUUUUAUGGUUAAUGUUGGCAACACUAAAUUUUAUAUCUCUCUUCCUCAUCACACUCUCACCAACUCGUACUGGUUUUUGUAAAUAUUGUGUUUUUAUAAAUAAAAGUCAAGAUUAAAGUACAAAAUCUUAUUAUUUGUAUGUUC